Molecule: messenger RNA, 2887 nt
Organism: Caenorhabditis auriculariae
Lineage: Eukaryota; Metazoa; Nematoda; Chromadorea; Rhabditida; Rhabditidae
Source: the annotation of a GenBank genome assembly
AUGCAAGUGAGAAAUGAAGACAUCACCAUGGCCUGGGGCCAAACGCCUCAUCAGCUCGAUUCCCAAUAUGGACGCUGGCGGAUGGCUGUUUUUCAGGUCCACUGAGUUUUGAUUUUCAUUAUCACUAAGUCUGAACUCAAUUUAGAAAAAAAAAACCGAAACAGAGAAAAAUAUUGAAAAACUCUUAAUCUCACAGUUUUCUAUAUGCAUUUUGGGCCAAAAAACUUUUUUUUUAAUAUUAAAGUGUGAAGCUCAUUUAUGCUUUCAAGCUUGAUAGUCCAAUCUAGCCGAUUCCGGAGCUAUGUAAUCCUUAUUUCGUUUUAGGACGUCCAAGAGUCGGUCGACAUGAACCGGCUGUAUUUCCUCUACGAUCCAGAAUUGGAUGAGAGAAGCGGAACUUCGUUAGUUUCAUAUUGCCGUUCCUACGAAAAAUUGAAUUUACAGGGGAAGUCGCAAAGGUGGCAAGUGUCUGGUUACUUUUGACACCAAUAUUCGUUGUUUCACCUCGGAAAUCCCACUCUACGUGCCAGGUGGGAUAAAUUGAAUGAAGAAAGGCUAAUGAACAAAUGGAAUUUAAGGCGAACUCAAGUUCCUGUUUUCUCUCAAGUGUCCGUCACCUCAAGGAGGAUCGGCUCUUUUGCUUGUGACCGCUGAAAUGAUGAAUCAAGAUUUGAAGGUAGUUUUCCAGAUUGAUUCUUCCAACGUAUCAGGGCAUCUUCUAUUCGAAGCUUCCUUUAAUGGACACUUGCAAACUUCAGCUUUUUUCUAGGCGUCGAAGAACUAGGAAAGUGAACAAUAUUGCAGAAAAAUCUGCAAGGAAAUCAUUUUGAGACGUGGGAAUUUCUCACGACAACCAUUAGCCAAUAAAAAAAAAUGAAUAGUGACGUUCAUCAUUAGACCACUUGUAACUCGAAACCAGAUUUUUAUGCCGAAAAGGCUAGAACAGCGAAACGGAAAAUUGAUCGAACUGCCUAAAUUUUGACUAUGAUACAGUACGUUCCGAAAAAUUUGAAAUAUCUAGAAAAAUAAUGUUCCGAUUCAGCUCCACGUUUUCCGACUGGACAUGUCCUCUGAUGGAAUGACGAUUUCGAACUUGCGUCCACUUCUCAAUGAACCUUUGAUUAUCGGCGGCGAGUUCAUCUGCUGCAUGCGCGACGAUGCUCCGGAAAUUGUUGUCAUGGCAAAUCCAGGACUCAAGGUUAUACAGUUUUGAGAAAGUCUUUGAGUUAACCAAGUUUUCAGUUGUGGAGAAUCGAUGGAAUGGCUGAGAAUCCGCGUCCUUACGUUGCUUACAACGACAUCUACGGCGCUCAGCUCGAACAUUUCUAUGAUGGUUUUCUGAGCAACGGGUUGGUUUUUUGUAGGGCUUGAAAAGUUCUGAUCAGUUUAAAAAACUGGAUUGAAAGUUUAAUAAACCGGAAAGUACGAAAAGUGAAAUAGGAGUUAGUUUUGAAAAAUUUUAGAAAUCUUAGCAGACAGAUAACAGAAUCAGAAUAAAAUCCUUUACAGAAUGCCGUUAUAAAAAUAGGUGAAAAAAAUUGAGAUGGAAGUUUCAUAAUUUUGGGAAAAGAGCUUCUGAAACCAUGUGUGAAUUUUGAAGAAACAUCGUCUUCUUGUCGGCAUCGCCUGACGGCCACUUUGAUCCUUCGCGUGUUCAUCUCCUUAACCUGAACAACCCCAAAAACGUAAGCAUCUUGCUGCAAAAAAUUGAAAUACUUUAUUAACAAAUUUUUCAGAUGACCACGCAGAACACUUCGGCCGAUAACGCUCGUGGGAUGCCCACACCUAGAAAACAAGCCGGAUUUGAUUCUGCUGGAAGUGAGUAUUUUUUCAUGAAAUUGAAAAAAGAGAAAAUCACAAUCAAUACGUAUAUUUUCAGACGCUAUCCUGAUGGCUGGAGGCGAAAUCGACAGGGGCUACGGCAACGUAGAGCGAUUGACUGAUUACUGGGUUCUCGACACUCAUACUUUCCGUUGGACUCAAGUCAUGUCUCAAAUGCCGUGUCCACUCAUUGAGCCACGUCUUACAGUCGCUAAUUCUGGUGAGUAAUAUGCGAAAGAUCAUAUUUUCUCCGCUCAGUGAGCAAAAAGGGGCCACUCUAUUCGAGGAUUUGAUUUUUUUAGAUUUCGGCGAAAACUCAUCAAUAUGACAAAAACGUUCUCGCUGGUUUUGGAACUGCAAAUUCUCAAAAAACUUUGCAGCUUUGAAACUUUUCCUAGAACUUCAGAAAGUUGCGAAAAUCCCUAUUUCUUUGUAAAACGACCUCAAAUCUCAAUAGUAACGUUUCUUUGCGCUUAUCCGAGCUGACUUUCCUGGAUAAUCUUUAUGAACUCCUGAGAUAUCAUUUUUAGAAAAAAAAUGACUUCUUGCAGGCAACAUCUACGUCUGGGGCGACUUCGACCAACCACUUCCGGGAAUGUCGCAUGGUACUCAUCUGAGGAUCAUCCGCGUCACGGGCUUCGACCAGGCCAACAAGCCACCAUCCUACACGCCGACGGCAGCUCCACCGCCUCCAGCCUAUCCUUCGCUGUCGGACAACUCGAGUCCGAAUCCUCAGAACUACCAGGGCUAUCCUCAGUCGCAACAGCAACCUUUGCCGCCGUACCCGUCUUACAAUCCAAACCAGUCGAACCCUGGAUAUGGUAACCAGUCUGCACCUCAACCUUAUGGCGGUCAGUACCCUGGCCAGAACCAGUAUCAAGGUCAGGGCCAGCAGUACCCUGGGCAGAACCAGUAUCAAGGUCAAGGCCAGCAGUACCCUGGACAGGAUCAGUAUGGAGGACAGAGCAACACGAUGUACCCAAGCGGCGGAAGCACUGAUCAGUAUCCUGGACAGCACGCCGUCUAUCCUCCCCAGAAGAACAAGAAGGACUGCAGCAUUCAGUAA